This is a messenger RNA of Euleptes europaea (tarantolino), 929 nucleotides long. RefSeq names its product phospholipid phosphatase 4 (gene PLPP4). Gene Ontology annotation, molecular function: phosphatidate phosphatase activity. NCBI's taxonomy places the organism in Eukaryota, Metazoa, Chordata, Lepidosauria, Squamata, Sphaerodactylidae. Bases 98 to 754 code for a protein of 218 amino acids. The record is from RefSeq and is a predicted model, not a curated record. Gene Ontology annotation, biological process: phospholipid metabolic process. The transcript has 7 exons.
AGAAUUUUUGGAACCAUUCCAGAGAGUUAUUCAGCCAGAAGAGAUCUGGCUCUAUAAAAAUCCUUUGGUAGAAUCUGACAACAUACCUACACGCCUCAUGUUUGCAAUUUCAUUCCUGACUCCGCUGGCAGUCAUUUUUGUGGUGAAAAUCAUCCGACGGACAGACAAGACUGAAAUUAAAGAAGCUUUUUUAGCUGUUUCCUUGGCUCUUGCUUUGAAUGGAGUCUGCACAAACACUAUUAAAUUAAUAGUGGGAAGACCUCGUCCCGAUUUCUUUUACCGCUGCUUUCCAGAUGGAGAAAUGAACUCUGAAAUGCAUUGCACAGGAGAUCCAGAUGUGGUGUCAGAAGGCAGGAAAAGUUUUCCUAGCAUCCACUCUUCCUUUGCAUUUUCAGGUCUCGGCUUUACCACCUUCUAUUUAGCUGGGAAGUUGCACUGCUUCACCGAUAAAGGCCGGGGGAAAAGCUGGCGGCUCUGCGCAGCAAUUCUACCUCUGUACUGCGCCAUGAUGAUAGCUCUAUCACGAAUGUGUGAUUACAAGCAUCACUGGCAAGAUGCUUUUGUUGGCGGGGUCAUUGGCCUCAUAUUUGCUUACAUUUGCUACAGACAACACUACCCUCCUCUGAGUAGCCUGGCUUGUCACAAGCCCUAUGCCAGCCUUCUGGUUCAGACAUCACUGAAGAAAGAAGAAACAUCUGCAGUGGAUAAUGCUACCAGCCUGCCUCUAGAAGGGAUCACGGAAGGUCCAGUAUGACUAAUACACCUGCAGGAUGGACUUUUAGCUCUUUCAUACAUUCCGCCGAUCCAAACUGGUCUCUCUGCAUAAUAGUAUCUCUCAGCAGCUAUGUGGGGCUGACAGAAUGGAAGAGAAUGGCUUAUCCAAGGACACCCACUGAAACUGUGGCUGAUCUGGAAUGUGGGCCAGUUUC